Messenger RNA from Castor canadensis (American beaver), 3597 nucleotides. Lineage: Eukaryota; Metazoa; Chordata; Mammalia; Rodentia; Castoridae. The record is from RefSeq and is a predicted model, not a curated record.
UAAAAGAAGAAACUUGUCUAAAAACUUGCUCUUAAUCAAAUGUGUAUUUCUCUCUUAUAGGACCUCUGUUAUGCACCUAAAGCCAUAUUGGAAACUCCAGAAGAGAGAAAGUUCUCUAGAAGUCAACAGGGACACUUUGAGAACUCCUGUGAGCCACCAAAAGGCUGUCAGUGAUGAAACAGGCACAGUUGUCUACAUGAAACCAGGAGUCUUUCCUUCAACCUCUCUUGUCAGAGCAUCAUCUCGAAAGCCAUUUGGGAUCCUUUCUCCAAAUGUUCUAUGCAGUAUGAGUGGGAAGAGUCCUGUAGAGAACAGCUUGAAUGUUAAAACCAAAAAGAAUGCACCAUCUGCAACAAUUCACCAGGGUGAAGAAGAAGGGCCCCUUGAUAUCUGGGCUGUUGUGAAACCUGGAAAUACUAAGGAGAAAAUUGCGUUCUUCGCAGCCCACCAGUGUAGCAAUAGGAUAGGAUCUAUGAAAAUAAAAAGCUCCUGGGAUAUAGAUGGGAGAGCCACUAAAAGAAGGAAAAAAUCAGGGGAUCUUAAAAAAGCGAAGAUACAGUUAGAAAGAAUGAGGGAAGUCAAUAGCAAGAGCUACCAGCCUGAGCCGUUUGCAUGUGGCAUUGAGCACUGUUCUGUGCAUUACAUGAGUGACAGUGGGGAUGGAAUCUAUGCUGGGAGGCCUCUGUCAGUUGUACAGAUGGUUGCCUUCCUCGAGCAAAGAGCCAGUGCCCUACUAGCCAGCUGUGCGAAAAGCUGCACAAGCUCACCUGCCAUUGUGAGAUUUUCUGGCCAAUCCAGAGGUACACUCCCAGCCCCUGAGCCAUUCUCUGCCCCAGGAGCUUGUGAAGAAUCCACAGAAAGGGGAAAUCCUGAGCUUGGUGAACCACAGAGUGAACCAGUCCGUGUCCUUGACAUGGUAGCCAGGCUGGAGUCUGAGUGCCUGAGGCAGCAAAGCCAGCGUGAGCCUGGGAGCCUAUCUCGCAAUAACAGCUUUCGUCGAAAUGUGGGGAGAGUGUUGCUUGCAAAUGGCACUCAGGCUGAUGAAGGGAAAACAAAACAAGGCGACUUGGAGGAACCCGACACUCAGGUGAAUCCUGUGCAGCCUGUGUCUGUGGACUGUGGCCCCUCAAGAGCUGAUCAUUGCUCUCCCAUGGGAGACCAGGCCUGGGAUGGUGCUCCUCAGAGCUGUCCCACAUUGCCAGCGGUGAGUUUGCACAUGGACAGUGCAGAAUUAGAGCCAGGUCUGCAGAAUACUAUGAAAAACAGCAGCAGGUAUGAUGUGGAAAUGACAGAUGAACUUGAUGCAUUGCCUUUUUCUUCUCACACCUGUCUCCAAGCUGCUGAAUUGCCCACAGAUGCUAUAGAUUGUAUGAGUAGAGAGCUUGUGCCAUUUACUAGCCAAAAUCCUGAUGAGAGAACGAAAGAAUCGUUGUGCAUUAGCAUCACUGUGUGCAAGGUGGAGAAAGACCAGCCGUCUUCCCAUGAAGAACCACUUCCAGGGAUGUUGUUUUUUUUGCCACCUGGUCAACACCAGUCAGACUGUUCCCAGUUGAAUGAAAGCAGAGCACAAGAGUCUUCAGAAGUUGGGCAGCUUGAAGAUGCUGCUGAAGUUGACAGUGCAUCCAAGCAGAAAGGGAUUUCAGCUGAGCCAUUUGUUCCACCAGCCUCUGCAGUGGAAAAUGCAUUACCGGUGCUUGAGGCAUCCAGUUGGAAGAAGCAGGUGUCUCAUGACUUCCUGGAGACUAGGUUUAAAAUCCAGCAGCUGCUGGAGCCUCAGCAGUACAUGGCAUGUCUGCCCCACCACAUUAUGGUGAAAAUCUUCAGGUUACUUCCCACCAGGAGUUUAGUGGCUCUUAAGUGUACCUGCUGCUAUUUCAAAUUUAUCAUCGAAUACUAUAACAUAAGGCCGGCAGAUUCUCGCUGGGUCCGAGACCCACGCUAUAGGGAAGAUCCUUGCAAGCAGUGCAAGAAAAAAUAUGUGAAAGGGGAUGUGUCCUUGUGCCGGUGGCACCCCAAGCCCUAUUGCCAGGCAUUGCCCUAUGGGCCUGGGUACUGGAUGUGCUGCCACCGAUCUCAGAAGGGCUUUCCCGGCUGUAAGCUGGGGCUUCACGACAAUCACUGGGUCCCUGCCUGCCACAGCUUUAAUCGGGCAAUCCACAAGAAAGCAAGAGGGAGCGAAACCGAGGAGGAAUACUGAAGUCGACAUGAGAGGCAACCAAAAGACUGAGUUUUAAAACUACAAAAACACCUUAAGGUAAACCAUUCAAGUGAGUGUUGCCUCUCAGUCCCCAUUCUAGGGGUAACUUCACUUAUUCCAUUGGGACUGCCAUUGCUCAGGCAUUUUUUUAAGCUCUUAACCAGCUGUACAAGAAAACUGGCCUCGUGGUUUCAGAGUGGAGCCUCACAUUUGAUCCAGGGUGGAAUCCCACAGCUUGACUCACUCAGUGUGAAUAAUUACGCCAUUUUCCUCCAUCAAACCCAUCCUCAAAGGGUGAAGACUUGCCAGCAUCAAAGAUGUUCGGAGUUUACUGUAGGCUCUGCAGGCGUUCCCCAAGCAGGGGCUCCAGAAAUGUUUCCAGCACUGGCACCACGUUUUAAAUAAGUAAAAAAGAAAAGACCUUUGGAUGGAAAAGUAUGCCUAAGAAGAAGCCAGGCACCUUACCUUAGACUUUGUAUGCUUGAUCCUGUGAGAAGGCUGUUUGCGGUUGGAGAUGGAUUUCAUGCCCUGCGGUGUUUACAGUGUAUAUAAUGGUUGUGUUUUCAUAGGGCUAUGAAAGUGCACAUUAAACCCGAGCGCCUUUACCUUUACUUUUAGAUGAGUGCUUUCGCCCCUCUGUAAAUAACACAAAAUCCAGUUAUACGUGAUGGACAACUGACUAAACAACAUAAUCACUACAAUGCAGCUAGCAUAGUAUUGCGGCUAUAAUCGUGUGGGUUUUUUUUAUUGUGUCGCCUCAAGAUUUGUACAUCCUGUAUAAAGUAUGAAUGUUUUCCAAAUAAACUAUGAAUGUUUCCUGUAUAAUAUAUGUUUCUGAGAAGAGGCUCUAAAUAAAUAGUUAAGAGGUUAACCUGGUUUAAAGGAUACCAAAUAAUGGCUUAACUGGACAAACUUAAAAUGAGCAUAGAGAACAAUCCUUUGUUAUAUUUUAGUGAUCCAUCAAGAUAAGAGAAUAUUACAUAGAUUACAACAUUCUUGUCUACUUUAUCCUUUCUGUCUGGUUACAAAAGAUUUUUAAGUUCAAUAAAAAUAUGCAUCUUUAAAUGGGAUCUAAGUUUUGCAAAGUUUUUUUUGAUGUCAUGUUGAAGUUUUUUUGGCAGUACUGGGGUUUGAAUUCAGGGCCUCACGCUUGCUAGGCAGGCACUCCACCACUUGAGCCACUCCACCAGCCCUGCAGGUUUUUAAGAAUUGUGAAAUUUUUAAGCUGUUUUAGAGUUCUUGGGGAGGGGGCUUUUUUUUUUCUUGCCACAGAAAAGAGAUCAUUGCAAGCUUAAAUUUUACAACCUUUUAACACUUGAGUUUGGUGUGUACCCAACACCUGAACUCUUUCCUGUUUGGUGAGGUAGUAUCUAUAAUAUUCUCACUUGUCUAGGCAUUAA